Notothenia coriiceps (black rockcod) is the source of this 2994-nucleotide messenger RNA. RefSeq names its product U2 snRNP-associated SURP motif-containing protein. The transcript is spliced from 21 exons. Bases 1 to 2514 code for a protein of 837 amino acids. Lineage: Eukaryota; Metazoa; Chordata; Actinopteri; Perciformes; Nototheniidae. Gene Ontology annotation, cellular component: nucleus. The record is from RefSeq and is a predicted model, not a curated record. Gene Ontology annotation, molecular function: RNA binding. Gene Ontology annotation, biological process: RNA processing.
AUGAAUUAUAGUUUGCACACUUGUUGGAGAGUCCAUGUUCAGAGAUUGCUUUGUUUUAUUUUUGCAGAGGAGAAGGCAACCGAGGUCAAGAAAAGUGAGCUUUAUCGACCUGCUUCGAAUUUUGUCCCCUUUCCCCAGCAUGUAUCAUCCGCUGAGAGCAAAAAAGCUACACAAAAGAGAAAGUCAGAAGAAAAGAAGAAGAGUAAUCUUGAACUCUUCAAAGAAGAGCUUAAACUAAUUCAAGAAGAGCGUGAGGAGAGACAUAAAAAGAAGACCAAUGACCCUGAUGGGGGAGGAGGAGGAGGAUGUGGAGGAAAUCUGGAUAUACCAUUAUCUGGACGAUCGGUAUUAUAUGAUGACCUAACAGUGCCAACCACCACUAACCUCUACAUCGGCUGCAUUAGCCCAAAGAUGAACGAGGAGAUUCUCUGCAAAGAGUUCGGUAAGUAUGGUCCUCUGGCCAGUGUGAAGAUAAUGUGGCCCCGAACAGACGAGGAGCGCUGCCGGACCUCCAACAGAGCCUUCGUGGCUUACAUGACCCGCAAAGAUGCAGAGAGAGCCUUGGCUUCACUCGAUGGUAAAGUCAUUAUGGGGUUUGAAAUGAAGCUGGGAUGGGGUAAACCAGCUCGUAUUCCACCUCAGCCUCUCUACACACCGGUGGGGGUGAGGGCCACGCCGCCCCCCCCAUCUGGUCUGCCUUUCAACGCUCAGCCGAGGGACCGCUUCCGCAACGACUUCACCAAGCCGCUGGGCAUGUCCAAAGGAGAGAUGGACAAGACUCUGUCCGAAGCCGUAGUCAAAGUGGUUAUCCCGACAGAAAGGAAUCUAUUAUUCCUCAUUCACAGGAUGAUAGAGUUUGUGGUGCGUGAAGGCCCUGUGUUUGAAGCUGUUAUCAUGAACAAAGAGAAAAACAAUCCAGACUACAGGUUCCUUUUUGAAAACAAAAGCCAGAAUCAUGUGUACUAUCGCUGGAAACUAUUCUCCAUCCUCCAGGGACAGACCCCGACAGAAUGGAGGACUGCAGAUUUUCGUAUGUUUCGGGGGGGCUCCAUGUGGAGACCCCCUAUCCUGAACAACUACUCUCAGACCGGUGAAGAUAGUGCCGAGGCAGAGGAGGAAGCUCCCCCUGAGGAAGAGGUGAAGAAAGGGCAGCUCAGAGCAGAGCACAGGCAGAGGUUGGAGACUUUGCUAAAAGCGCUCACUCCCAACAGAGAAGAUAUCGCCAACGCCAUGCAGUUCUGUCUUCAGAGGGCAGACGCAGCAGAGGAAGUCGUGGGACACAUCACUCAGUCUUUCUCCUUGCUUCAGACGCCCCCUCAGAAGAAGAUUGCCAGACUAUAUCUAGUGUCAGACAUCUUGCACAACUCAUGUGCCAAAGUGCCCGGUGCAUCAUAUUAUCGUAAAUAUUUUGAAACAAAGCUUACACAAAUAUUUGGAGACCUUAAUGCAGCGCAUAAAAACAUACAAGCCAGACUGCAGGCAGAGCAGUUUAAGCAAAAGGUCUCGUGUUGUUUUAGAGCAUGGGAGGACUGGACCAUAUACCCCGAGCCGUUUCUAAUCCACCUUCAAAACAUCUUUCUGGGCUUCGCCAAAGCUGUAGAGGAGACGAUGGAGCCAGUGGUGGAGGAAGUAUCCUCUUACCUCGAUGGCGCGCCAUUGGACAGCGCGCUCAUAGACGGGUUGCCUCUCAGAGCGCCUGAGGAUGACCUCGACGGCUGCCCCUUAGGCUGGGACCCUCUUGACGGGGUCCCUGUUGACGACAUUGACGGUGUCCCCUUGGGAGUUGCCAUUGACGACAUUGAUGGCAUGCCAUUGGAGGAGGGCAGUGUUCCCCUCUCCGGCGUGCCUUUGUCGAAAUGGGAGAAGACGGUUGACUCCGGGACGUUUUCCCAAGUCAUGCUUGGCUCCAAGUGGGACAUGGUGGUGGAGAAAACCAGUGCGAAUGAAGUGAUGAAAGUAAGUGCCAACUCGCAGGAUGGUGAUGACGACUCUGAGAGCGACAGCAGCGAUGACGGCGGCGGUUCGUCCAAAUAUGACAAUGCAGAUUUCCAGAGCUCCCUCAAAAGUUUUCAAAUGUCCGAGAGCAAAAGGAAACGGUUGAGAGAGCUGGAGGUGAAGGUAAUGAAGAUCCAAGAUGAGCUCGAGUGUGGAAAGAGGCCGAGGAAGUCGGGAAUGAGCAUACAGCAGCAGGUGGAGCACUACAGGAACAAACUGCUUCAGAAGGAGUUUGAAAAAGAUGAAGACAAAAACGAGAGACUGACAUCAAAGCCCAAAGACAGGUCGAAGGAUGACAGGAGGGACAGAGAUCGGAGCAAACGAAGUGUAGAGGGCGUCAGGAGACGAGGAAGGAGUCGAGAUCCAGACGACCACGCCCGAAAGUCGAGGAGCAUCUCUCCUUUAAAGACAAGGUCUCCCAAAUGGUCCAAGCGUUCCCGAUCACCAUCUCCAGACCGGAAGACCAGGUCGCGGUCGCCACAUCGCUCCCAUAAGAAAGCAAAGAAGAGCAAACACUGACUCUCAGCUCUGGUCAUCCAUUACCCUGCUGGUAUCCAUGGGUUACACAGCGCUCUUUAAAAACAGACGAACAUGUCCGCUCUUUUGGUCCCAACUCACUCUCCAUGCAAGACUCUGCACUCUUUUUUUUGUAUGAUGAAGUUUGAACACUGUAACUAAUUAUAUAUAUUUUUGUUUUAAUGUUUGUUUUUAAAAUGAUAAGCUGAAAUGUUGCUGCAGAGUUCUGACACUAAAUAAAUCACGGAUGUUGAUAUAACGUGUGUGUGUGGAGGAGAUGAUUUGUAGGGCCUGGAUUUCAAAACUACUUUUACUGGUCAUUUUUUAAUGUCAAAAAAUGUCGUCAACACGCAUUCCUUUACUUUGUGUGGACUUUUAUUGAGUAAAUGAAUAGAGCAUUAUUUGGUUGUUUACAAAAGCAGCAAGUAUGAAAUGUUACACACUGAAUUUACAGUAACAUUAAUAAUGACAUGUGCUUUCAUU